AUGAAGGUAUCAUUGUUAAUAACCGUCGUUGGAGAAGCCACAUACGCGUUGAUGUGCGAUUUGUGUGCACCAACGUUUCCGGAGGACAAGAAAUUUGACGAAUUAGUGAAAUUAGUGACAGAGCACUUGGAGCCACAGCGCUCCGAGAUCGCCGAGCGGCACGUGUUUCGAUUACGUCGGCAACGCCCGGGCGAGUCGCUCGCGAAAUACCUACAGGAGUUGAAGCACCUCGCGACCACCUGCAAUUUCGGAAAGUGCAGCCAGUGCUCCACGCUUGAGGAGAAUUUGAGAGACCAGUUCGUGUCGGGUCUGGCGAGUGACGUCAUGAGGUCUCGAAUAUUCGCAGAAAAGAGCAUCAAGUACAAGGAGGCGGUGGAGUUGGCUCUGGCUCUGGAGGCCGCAGAGAAACACGCAGAGGUGAGCGGCACCGCGGGAGCAUCGACAACAACGGACUCGGCGGGCGCGGCGAGUGGCGAGGCGGGCGAGGGCCUGCACUACGCGCGCGGCCAGCGCGAGGCCCGGCCCCGGCGGACGGCGCGGGGGGGCGCGGCGGACGCCAGCGGGCCGGGCGCGGGAGGCGCGUCGGCGGCGGCGGACGGCGCUCGCGCUCGGGCCUGCUGGCGCUGUGGCAAGCCGCACGCCGCGGAUAAGUGUCGGUUUAAAAACUACAGUUGUGACGAGUGCGGCCAAAAAGGUCAUCUGAAAGUGAUGUGCAAAAGAGUGCGCGGUAGUGGCGGCCGGCAAAAUUACGUAAGCGACGACUCGGACGACGGUAUGUUCAACAUCGAAGUGACGGCGGAAGGUAACCGACCUUAUUUUGUUAAAUUGACCGUAGACGAUGUGAUGAUCGAGUGCGAGAUGGACACGGGAAGUAAAAUUUCGGCUAUCAGCGAUGAGAUGUACUCGCGCAUGUUUAAUCAUAAAAAGAUUAGGGUAGAUAAUUUAAUGUUACGUGGUUAUUCGGGCACACGGAUCGAUUCUCUCGGUUACAUCGAGGUGGACGUUCGUUUAGGCGACGUCCUUAGAAAUUCAUUGCGGUUAUAUGUCAUCCGAGGCGGAGCACGGCCCUUACUCGGAAGGGAAUGGAUGCGCGCCCUGAAAAUUACACAAAUUAACCUCAAUGAAAUAACGGAGAAUGGAUUCGUGAGCAGAUUGUGUGCGGAAUAUCCGGAAGUAUUUACUGAUAAAAUAGGUACAUGUAAGCGGCCGAUCCGACUUCAGCUAACGGAUAACGAACCGAUAUACGUGCGAGCGCGACCGGUGCCGCUAGCGCUGCGCGCACGCGUCGAGCGGGAGUUGCUGCGUCUCGAGGAGGAUGGCUCCAUUUAUCGCGUAGAUUAUUCAGAUUACGGAACCCCAAUAGUACCAGUUGUAAAGAAAAAUGGGGACAUACGCAUAUGCGGUGAUUAUAAGACCACCAUAAACCCAAAAUUAAAGCGUGAUUAUUAUCCGUUGCCUCGCAUAGACGAGUUAUUUGCAAACCUUAGUGGCGGGGAAAAAUUUACAAAAAUCGACCUAAGGCAUGCUUAUGAACAAUGCCUUAUAACGGAUGAUAGUCAGCCCUAUACCGCAAUAACUACACAUAUGGGCACGUUUGCGUACCGCCGCACACCAUAUGGGUUGUCAUGCGUACCGGAAAAAUUCCAAAAGAUAAUGGAGGAGACCUUACGGGGAGUGUCGGGCUGUGUAGUGUUUUUGGACGAUAUUUGCGUAACGGGUGUCAAUAAAAAAGAACAUGCAAAAAAUUUAAGAGCUGUACUCGGAAGGUUGCGUGAUAUGGGACUAACUAUUAAGUUAAGUAAAUGUAGAUUUUUACAGGAUAGGGUCAAUUACCUGGGUUUUAUUAUUGAUAAGGACGGUUUGCGGCCGGACCCCAGUAAACUGGAGGCCAUUUCCAGGGCGCCCACCCCAGAGAACAUAUCGCAACUAAAAAGUUUCUUGGGUAUGCUAAAUUAUUAUGGACAUUUUAUACAAAAUUUAAGCACAUUGUUAUCCCCGUUACAUAAUCUUUUAAGAAAGCACGUCUGCUGGAAAUGGGACUCCAAUUGUGAACACGCUUUCGCAGAAGCGAAGCGAACCCUUUUGAGCGAGCGCGUACUGGCACAUUAUGAAGAGGGGCGCGAGCUGGUGUUGUCGGUGGACAGCAGUGCGUAUGGGUUGGGUGCAGUACUGGCGCACCGGUAUUCAGAUGGUAGCGAACGUCCUGUCAGUUGUGUUUCUCGCACACUCAGCGCGCCCGAGCGAAAUUACAGUCAACUUGAUAAAGAGGCACUCGCUAUCUUAUUCGGAGUUACGAAGCACCAUCAAUAUUUGUUCGGUAGACGGUUCAUGUUGCGCACCGACCACCAGCCAUUGACACACAUUUUUGGAAAAAAAGGAGGCAUCCCACAGACGGCCGCUAGUCGCUUACAACGGUGGGCGGCGCGUCUAGCUGCGUAUGAUUUUGAUAUCGAGUUUGUCCGAUCGGCGGACAACGGUCCUGCCGACGCCUUGUCGCGACUUCCGCUCGCUCAGGAGGGUUGGGCUUCAGAAAAUGUGGCAGAUUAUUUAAAUGUGGUAGAAGAGGCCAUGCCCAUCUCUUUCAAAGAGGUGGCUAAAGAAACGGAAAGGGACCCUGUGUUAAGUAGAAUUAAAGGUUAUGUACUUUUUGGGUGGCCGUUAUCGGGACCGAACAGUGAUGAGGAAAGGCCGUACUUUGCGAGGAAACUAGAUUUAAUAGCUAAUCAAGGUUGCUUAAUUUACAAAUAUAGAAUUGUAAUACCGCCGACCCUGCAAAAACAAAUUUUAGCAGAUAUUCAUGACGGGCACUUAGGUAUUAAUAAAAUGAAGAGCUUGUCACGCAGCUACGUCUAUUGGCCAAGUUUAGAUUUUGAUUUAGAACAGGUGGGUCGAGCUUGCGAGGCAUGUCGGACAGUGCGUGACGCGCCCCCACACGCUCGACUCCACCCGUGGGAGUUCCCAUUGCACCCGUGGCAACGUAUUCAUGCCGAUUUUGCCGACUGUUUUGGGACGCGCUAUCUAAUCAUAGUAGACGCUCACUCGAAGUGGAUAGAGGCCAUAGCGAUGCAACGUGCGGACGCGGGUGCUACUAUUAAAGUAUUUAGGAGUAUCUUUGCACGAUUCGGUUUGCCAUCCCAGCUCGUCACCGAUAACGGACCGCCUUUCUUUUCUCAAGAAUUUAAGUCAUAUUGUGAGAUGAAUUGCAUUAAACAUGUCACUUCAGCCCCCUAUAGACCCCAAGGGAACGGUGCUGCGGAAAACGCAGUUAAAACUGUAAAAAAGGCAAUUAAAAGAGCUAAGCAUGAAGGGGAAGAAGUCACUAUGGCGUUACAGAAAUUUUUAUUCCAAUAUCGCAACUGUGUACACGCCACGACCGGGGUGUCGCCGGCAGUUGCUUUGCAAGGACGACGACUACGUAGUCGUCUGGACGCUCUGCGCCCGGACGUCGCGGCAGUCGUGCGGGCCGCGCAGGAGCGACAAGUUGCACACGCGGGGGGUACUCACCGGCAAUUCCGAGUGGGGGACUCGGUGAUGACUCGCGACUACACUUCGAGGGGGGACAAGUGGGCCGAAGGAAAAGUGACUAAAAUAACGGGACCUAUUUCGUAUAGAGUCGAUGUAGGGAAGGGCGUAGAGUGGCGCAGACACGCUGACCAAAUUGUGCCAGCCGGCGAUAGAAACAGAUAUUCUCUAACACGAACGGCUACCGGGCCGGCGGCGGCGGUUAUAACGCCAGAACUUAGUGGUGACCUCGGGGUCAAUCGGGAGACUGAAGGGGACACCUUGAAGGACGCGCACACCGGUGGGGACGCUGAGAGCCAAUCUUUCGAGGAGUUACCGGAGACGCUCACCCCUCGUGUGGAGCAAGCAUUCGAAAAUGCAGCAGAGUCACUCCCGGGGCAAGCGCUCCCAGCAUCCCCGCCGAUGGGCACGACUGCUCGCGCACUGCGUGCAUUUGAGCGAGCAAAGCGCAAAGUUAUGCACUUUUUAGAAUAA
Messenger RNA from Hyposmocoma kahamanoa, 3996 nucleotides. RefSeq lists its product as uncharacterized. The transcript has a single exon. Lineage: Eukaryota; Metazoa; Arthropoda; Insecta; Lepidoptera; Cosmopterigidae. The coding region runs from base 1 to 3996 and encodes 1331 amino acids. Gene Ontology annotation, molecular function: nucleic acid binding. The record is from RefSeq and is a predicted model, not a curated record. Gene Ontology annotation, biological process: DNA integration.